UUAGCAGGGAGUGGCAUGCCUCUCCCUGCCACGGCCACGUCGCCAGCCUGCCAGUGCCCCCUCCUCCCUGUGCUCCGCCUUCAGAGCUGCCUGGCCUGUACCCACCCGGGCCACCAGAGCCAGAGGUUGCAGGCCCCACCCAGUUCCAGGGUCCCUCCUCCCGGCUGCCCCUCUGCCUUCUUUCCCAGGCUGGAGAAGUCACUGGCCCUGGAGGAAACGCCUGCCACUGGCCUCGGGAUGGGCAGCGGGAGGAAAGUCCUCUGGGCUCUGGCCGUGCUGCUGCUGGGAGCUGGCUCUGCUCAGGACCUCUGGGGGACGUCGCUGCAAAAACCCCGAGCCGAUGAGGGCUUACCCGGAGGCCCCCGGCAGCCCCGUGCAGACCACUGCCCACCACCCCCUCGGACGCUGCCCCCCGGUGCCUGCCAGGCCACACGCUGCCAGGCCGACUCUGAGUGCCCGAGGCACCGGCGCUGCUGCUACAACGGCUGUGCCUACGCCUGCCUGGAGGCUGUGCCCCCACCGCCAGUUCUAGACUGGCUGGUGCAGCCUAAACCCCGAUGGCUUGGUGGCAACGGCUGGCUGCUGGACGGUCCCGAGGAGAUGUUGCAAGCAGAGGCCUGCAGCACCACUGAGGACGGGGCAGAGCCACUGCUCUGUCCCUCGGGCUACGAGUGCCACAUCCUCAGCCCUGGGGAUGCUGCCCAGGGCAUCCCCAACCGUGGGCAGUGCGUCAAGCAGCACCGGCAAGCAGAUGGGGGAUUCCUGCGACACAGAUUUUACAAAGUCUAUCCAGAGGGAGACUCAAAGAACGUGGCAGAGCAUGGCAAGGGACAGCAGAGACACUUUCAGUAAAGCAGCUACAGGCAGCCUGUGCAAGAACAUUCCUUCACUUUCCAUGUGCUAAACCUCGGGAACAGUAAGGACAGAAAUUUGGUCCCAAGUCACACUCAGCUCCACAGAGCAUCACCCCAGAACUCCUGGAGGAUGGAACAUGAGACUCCCAACCCCAACUUGGCCCCGCCUGGCAUGGUACCUGGUUGGGAGACCCUGACUAGCUCUGGGCACACAAGCCUGCCAGUCCUAGGUGACUUUUGCAGAUUUUGACUCUGGAAGGUAUACACCCAUGUUCUCAAAAUAAAUCUGUCUGCGAUAGAAUGGAAGUGCACUCACCCAGCCA
This is a messenger RNA of Nannospalax galili (Upper Galilee mountains blind mole rat), 1177 nucleotides long. It is a transcript of the gene Wfdc1, whose product is annotated as WAP four-disulfide core domain 1. Gene Ontology annotation, cellular component: extracellular region. NCBI's taxonomy places the organism in Eukaryota, Metazoa, Chordata, Mammalia, Rodentia, Spalacidae. Bases 16 to 852 code for a protein of 278 amino acids. Gene Ontology annotation, molecular function: peptidase inhibitor activity. Gene Ontology annotation, biological process: regulation of cell growth. The transcript is spliced from 8 exons. The record is from RefSeq and is a predicted model, not a curated record.